AUGGUCCCUGGGGACGUCACCGCCACUGAGAGGGUUCCUAGGGGUACCUCCGUCCCUGAAAGGGUCCCUGUCGGAGCUGCUGCCCCUCGAAGGGUCCUUUGGGCCGCUGCCACCCCUGGGAGGGUCCAUGUGCACGCCGCAGCCCCUGGGAGGGUCUCUGGGGGCGCUGUCGUCCCUAGGAGGGUCCCUGGGGGCCCAGCCGCCCCUGAAAGAUUCGCUUGGGCACCACCUUCCCUUGGAGAACCCCUUAAGGCGUCGUCGCCACUGAGAGAGCCCUUAGGGGUGCCGCUGCCCUUUGGAGGGUUCCUGGGGGCACCACCGCCCCUGGAUGUGGGUGCCUACGCCCUGGAAGGGUAG
Homarus americanus (American lobster) is the source of this 357-nucleotide messenger RNA. Its product is annotated as small nuclear ribonucleoprotein-associated protein B'-like. The coding region runs from base 1 to 357 and encodes 118 amino acids. Lineage: Eukaryota; Metazoa; Arthropoda; Malacostraca; Decapoda; Nephropidae. The record is from RefSeq and is a predicted model, not a curated record. The transcript has a single exon.